Molecule: messenger RNA, 1872 nt
Organism: Erythranthe guttata (spotted monkey flower)
Lineage: Eukaryota; Viridiplantae; Streptophyta; Magnoliopsida; Lamiales; Phrymaceae
Gene: FRA8
Product: Exostosin family protein
Biological process (GO): glucuronoxylan biosynthetic process
Molecular function (GO): glycosyltransferase activity
Source: RefSeq, a predicted model, not a curated record
UAUUUUAUUAUUGUUGUUGAAGCAAAAACGAACUCCCAACAAAUCCAUUCUCAUCAUCCUAUUUUCUUAAUCUCCACUUCACCAACAACAUACCAAAUACAGAAAGCCCCAUUUCAACCACUCUCUCUCUCUCUCUCUCUCUAGAAUGGUUUAAGAGAGAGAAAGUGAAGUGACCAAAAAGAUCUAUUCAAAGUGAUCAUCAGAAUGAGGAGGCUUUUGCAUGGGACAAGAAACAACAGGAGUUCAGACAACAAUGGCGGCUUCUUCUUCUUCUGUUACAGAUACUUCAAAUGGAUUCUCUGGUUUUCCAUUUCAUUCUAUUUCUUCUCCUCCUUCCUCAACAACCCCACCUCCACCUCUAUAAUAUCAAGAACCACCGUCUACCGUACCAAAUUAGCAUCACGUGCUCUCAUUGAACAAUCAUUCGUCAACUCCUCCCAUGGAGUAUUAUUCAAGGGGAUGAAGGUUUAUGUUUACGACCUGCCGUCAAAAUACAACGCCGACUGGCUGUCGACGAACCAGCGGUGCGGCAGCCAUUUGUUUGCGUCGGAGGUUGCUAUUCACAGGGCUUUGUUGCGGAGCGAUGUAGUGAGGACUUUGGACCCUUGGUUGGCUGACUUCUUCUUUGUCCCUGUCUACGUGUCCUGCAAUUUCAGCGCCGUUAAUGGCUUUCCCGCCAUUGGCCACGCCCGCCCGUUAAUCGCCGCCGCCGUCGACCAUGUGUCUACACAGCUUCCGUUCUGGAACCGCAGCCGUGGCGCCGACCAUGUCUUCGUCGCCUCUCACGAUUUUGGUUCUUGCUUCCAUACUUUGGAAGAUGUGGCGAUUGCUGAUGGAGUGCCUGAAUUCUUACGAAAUUCGAUUGUUCUGCAAACUUUUGGUGUAACACACAAGCACCCAUGUCAGGAGGUGGAGAACGUGGUGAUUCCGCCGUACAUCCCGCCGGAAAGUGUUCGCGCCACCCUGGAGAAGUUCCCGAUGACCGGCCGCCGUGACAUUUUCUCUUUCUUCAGGGGUAAAAUGGAACUCCACCCCAAAAAUGUCAGCGGUCGUUUCUACAGCAAGCGGGUGAGAACGGAAUUAUGGCGGAAGUACGGCAACGACCGGAGAUUCUACCUGCGGAGGCAGAGAUUCGCCGGUUACCAGUCGGAGAUAGCCCGGUCAAAGUUUUGUCUCUGCCCAUUGGGGUGGGCCCCGUGGAGCCCCCGGCUGGUGGAAUCCGUGGCGUUGGGGUGCGUUCCGGUCAUCAUAGCGGACGGGAUCCGGCUGCCGUUCCCCUCCGCCGUGCCUUGGGCGGAGAUAUCACUGACCGUGGCGGAGAACGAUGUGGACAGCCUCGGUGAUAUUCUCGAACACGUGGCAGCCACCAACCUCACGUCCAUUCAGAGGAACUUGUGGGACCCGUCCGUUAGAAAGUCCUUACUAUUCGACGUCCCGAUUUUGGAGGGGGACGCCACGUGGCAGGUCCUGAAAGCCCUCGCCCAGAUGCUAGACCGGUCCCACAAAAAGCCGUCCGAUAAAAAUGUUUUUUCCACGUCGGAAAAUGAAAAGUGACGGCUUGCCAGCUAAGAUUGAUCGCUUAUCUACGUGGAUUUGGAUUAGUGGGAGACAGCUGGAAUAUAUAAUAUGUAUUAUUGGUUGCAUUCUGAUUGGUGGGCCACGUGGUUCUGGAUCUUUUGCUGAUUGGCCUGUGGUGAUUGGGUAUUCUUGGGUUUUGCUGGGGCCUAUCUGCUAUUUUUUGUAAAUAAUUGUGUCAUUUGUAGAUUCUGUAAAUGCAAAAGGAAUAAAUAUUUUUUUGAUGGAAAUUAUUGAGAAGUUGUGGACUUUUUUGGAUGUGUAAAUAAAAAUUAAAGAAUUAAAAUUUAGUAUGGA